AUGGAAGUUACAAAGAAGUUGAAGCUAAAGCAGUUGAUAUCAAAGGUUUUAAAGAGUAAAGUGUAUACAAGAAGAGGUAACUAUGUGAGAGUUAGAAGCAUUGGUGAUGAUGAAGAAGAAACAGCGACGAUAGUGCCAGAAGGUUAUUUUGUUGUUGUAGCAAUGCAAGGUGAAGAGAGAAAGAGAUUUGUUCUUGAGUUGGAAUAUUUAAGAGAUUCUCGUUUCAUGAAACUGUUGGAGGAAGCUAAGGAAGAGUAUGGUUAUGAACAAGAGGGUGCUAUUGCGGUUCCUUGUAGGCCUCAAGAACUUGAAAAGAUUAUAGAGAAUCGAUGCAAUGCAACUUUGUAA
Molecule: messenger RNA, 348 nt
Organism: Lathyrus sativus (Indian pea)
Lineage: Eukaryota; Viridiplantae; Streptophyta; Magnoliopsida; Fabales; Fabaceae
Source: the annotation of a GenBank genome assembly